Messenger RNA from Maniola jurtina (meadow brown), 7943 nucleotides. RefSeq names its product mediator of RNA polymerase II transcription subunit 23 (gene MED23). NCBI's taxonomy places the organism in Eukaryota, Metazoa, Arthropoda, Insecta, Lepidoptera, Nymphalidae. The coding region runs from base 131 to 4156 and encodes 1341 amino acids. The transcript has 17 exons. The record is from RefSeq and is a predicted model, not a curated record. Gene Ontology annotation, cellular component: transcription regulator complex; mediator complex. Gene Ontology annotation, biological process: positive regulation of gene expression; regulation of transcription by RNA polymerase II.
CGGAAUCGACUGCGGUGCUGAAUAUUGUAAAUUGUAAUAUUUUGUGAUUAUAUUGCAAAAUUUUGCUAAUUCAUCAAGACAUGUGUGAAACUCAUUAUUAUUUUGUGGGACUUCAUUAAUAACUUCCACAAUGGCUGAUUCCCAAGUAGCGAAUAUUGUAAACGAAAUUUUAGGUUUUAAUUUCCAGCGUGUGGAGACAGUAGAGGAAGCAUUUAGUUGUUUCUUAGUGCAUAAACCGGAGCAAGAGAAUGAAAGGUUAUCGAUGUAUCAAAAGAAGCUAUGCGCCGUGUUGACUACAACCAGUGCAGAAGUACAGGAGUCUGUGAUUCGGCAGUACCUAACUCUGACCGCUGUACUCACCAACAGAUAUAAACUGAAACAACUACUAAGCCUUUUAGAAAAUCUAGUAAACACUAACAUCAUACAAGCAAGAAUGCUAUGUGACUGUAUGCUAACAAGUGAGAAGCUUGUAUAUAAAAAUAGUGACUAUUGGAUCGAAAGUUUUAAUUUAAUUAGAAGAAUUAUUGGUGGUGUGGACUACAAAGGUGUCAGAGAAAUAAUGAAGGGCUGCAGAGAAAAGGCACAAACACUGCCUGUAAGAUUAAACUCAAGCACUUUGCCACAAAUGAAGGCGCUCUACAAUGUGAUUGAAUAUAUUUUUGACCGCAAUGCUUCCCUUCUGCCAGCAUAUUUUAUUGUCACAGAGAUUCAAAAGGCUUAUCCAGAUAAUAAUCAUUGGCCACAUUGGAAACUGGCGAAGCUGCUAACAACAUUCGUAGAAAGUUUCAAACCUUGCGCACAAAUGGUAUCUAUAAUAGGCCACUCGCAAAUGCUUCCAGUAGUGGAAUUCUCAGGAUACGCUGAUCACCUGGUUAACCCGUGGCGAUUGGAUCCGACCACCUUAAAAUUUUCACUUAAAGGGAACUUGCCCUACGAUGAAGAGCUGCUAAAGCCACAGAUUGCAUUACUUAGGCACGUGUUACAGCAACCUUAUUCAAGGGACAUGAUGUGCUCAAUGUUAGGCCUUCAAAAACAACAUAAGCAGAGGUGCAUUGCCUUAGAAGAUCAGCUAGUCGAAUUAAUGAUUUUACCGAUGGAGAGGAGCGAACAAGAAAAUGAAGAUGAUGAAAUGUCAUCAACUCAUUGGUGUUGGUUACACUUAUCAUCGCAAGUUAUAUAUCUAAUACUCAUAGGAUUUGCGUCAUUCCCCAAUAUUGUAAUGGGACUUCAUAACAAGUUAAUCGGGCAUGAUUUGAAAAAAGGUCGGGACCAUCUAAUGUGGGUUCUGCUACAGUUUAUUUCGGGGAGCAUCCAAAGAAACCCGCUUUCCAACUUUUUGCCAAUAAUCAAACUUUACGAGCUGUUGUAUCCAGAAAAAGAGCCUCUACCAGUACCUGACUGUGCUCGAGCGCAUUGCACCCAUCAAAUGGCUGUUGUGUGCAUUUGGAUGCAUUUGCUGAAGAAAGCUGAAUCUGAACUUAAAACCAUGACGUUGCCACAAAAUCUUAAAGUACAAUAUGAAUACCUCCAGCAUCUUAUGACAUCCAACAACACACCAACGAUAAUGGGAUCAGACUAUCGCAUAGCUCUACUAUGCAAUGCUUAUUCCACCAAUCAGGAGUAUUACUCUCGACCAAUGGGCAUAAUCAUAGAAUCAUUAUUCGGCAGCCAAAAGGCUAUGCCGAAUGGAAACCCAGCAACGCCUUUACCAACAGUGCCGUUGUCAAUGUGUAUAUUAGACAGUUUGACGUUGCAUUGCAAGAUGUCUUUGAUACAUUCGAUUGUGUCCCACGUGGCGAAACUGGCACAAAACAAGACAAAUAUACCCGGCAGUAGUAUGAUGGCGCCAGCUCUUGUAGAAACAUAUAGUCGACUGCUUGUGUACACGGAGAUUGAGUCUUUGGGUAUCAAAGGAUUUAUAAAUCAACUGCUACCGAAUGUGUUCAAGUCUCACGCUUGGGGAAUCUUCCACAACCUUCUAGACAUGUUCUCAUACCGGAUCCACCACAUACAGCCCCACUACAGGGUGACGCUGCUUUCUAACAUACAUUCGCUCGCCGCUUGCCCACAACCGAACCAAACGCAGUUGCAAUCAUGUUUUGAAAGUACUGCAUUACGUCUAAUCACCAGUUUGGACAGUUCUGGCGUGCAGUUGCAAAUGUCUCGAGUCUUCUCCGAGCCUAAAUCUCUCGUCUCCAGUGAGAGUGAAGAGCUCAACCGAGUGCUCGUGCUCACUCUGGCUAGAGGGAUUUGUAUGACAGGAGCCGGUAACGACGGUGCCGCGGUGAAGGAGCUGCUCACAACAAUCAUGACCAACACGCCGCAUUUGUGGUCACAACACACUCUACAGUGCUUCCCACCCGUGCUCGUGGAGUUUUUCUCUCAGAAUCCAGCGCCAAAAGAGAACAAACAGUUACUCAAGAAAUCCGUUGAGGAGGAGUACAGGAAAUGGACGUCAAUGGCGAAUGACAACGACAUCAUAUCGCACUUCUCGGUGCCCGGCACGCCGCUGUUUCUCUGUCUCCUAUGGAAAAUGAUCUUCGAAACCAACAGGAUCAACCCUAUCGCUUUCAAAAUCCUGGAGCGAAUCGGCGCUCGGGCUCUUUCAGCGCACCUUCGUAAGUUCUGCGACUACCUCGUGUUCGAGGUGACGAACCCCGCGGGCGGGCCGCACAUCAACAAGUGCGUGGACGCGAUUAACGACAUCAUAUGGAAGUACAACAUCGUCACCAUUGAUAGACUCGUUUUGUGCCUCGUCCUGCGUCCUAACCCUGAUGGGAACGAGAGCCAAGUAUGCCUGUACAUCAUUCAGUUGCUGCUACUGAAGGGCUCCGAGUUGAGAAAUCGUGCGCAAGACUUCGUCAAGGAAAAUUCGCCGGAGCAUUGGAAGCAGAAUAAUUGGUACGAAAGACACUCAGCGUUCCACAGGAAAUAUCCAGAGAAAUUCGCGCCAGAGGAGACGAGCGGCGCAUACGGCGGGCCGAUACCGGUGUACUUGAGCAACGUGUGCCUGCGCUUCAUCCCGGUGAUGGACAUCGUGGUGCACAGGUAUCUCGAGAUACCGCAAGUGAGCAAGAACUUGGAACAACUCUUGGAACAUUUGGGCUACUUGUACAAAUUUCAUGAUCGUCCAGUUACAUUCCUAUACAACACUCUCCACUACUAUGAGUCUAAGCUCCGGGACAAACCGCUCUUGAAACGCAAACUCGUGAAUGCAGUGCUUGGUUCCUUGAAGGACGUCCGCCCCGCCGGUUGGGCCACGACUGAAGCGUUCCAAGGCUACUUGUCGAGUAACGAAGUAGAGGCCACCACGUGGACACCGGACCUCAAUUACUACUUGAGUUUGGUUAACCGUAUGGUUGAUACUAUGAAUGGCAACUCACCAUUCCUGACCACAGAUUGGAGGUUCAACGAAUACCCGAACCCGUCCGCUCAUUGCCUAUAUGUGACAUGUGUAGAACUGAUGUCCCUACCAGUUUUGCCGAACAUCGUCGCGAACAGCCUUCUCGACGUCGUAGCCAAAGGCUUCGUCGUCAUCCCAGCGACGAAAAUCCAAUUCUGGAUCAACACAAUUGGGAUAAUCAUGGCAGCACUACCCGAUCCAUACUGGACCGUCAUCCACGAUCGUAUUUUCGAGCUAAUAUCGAGCACCGAAAUGAUCGAAUGGUCGUACCCAUAUACGCCGUUCCAGUUGUUUAACUUGAGUAUUACGAAUGACGCAAUGCUGGAGAAUAAAUACAGUUUGACGUUGGCCCUGGCGCAUGCGGUUUGGUACCACGCGGGCGCUGGACAAAUCAUGCAGAUUCCGACGUUCGUCAAAGAGAAGCUCUCCCCAGAAAUACGCACAGAAGUCCAGCUGAUCUUCUUGUGCCACCUCGUAGGCCCGUACCUGCAGCGGUUCAACUCGGACAUUUCGCGGGCUGUGAUGGACAUCACUAAAACACUGUACGACUUGCUGGCCCACAUUGAUAAAACACAACCUCAUUUGCAGUAUAUUGACCCAGUCUGCGAUUUGCUAUAUCACAUUAAAUACAUGUUCGUUGGAGACACAAUGAAGAAUGAAGUAGAAGGCGUGAUACGCAAACUGCGUCCCGCCUUGCAAAUGCGUCUACGCUUCAUCACGCAUCUAAACGUCGAGCAAAUCAUAACUGCCUAGCAGAGCGACUACUACAGCUAUACGCCUUCAAGCUCAAGUUCGAGCUCUGAGUGACGACUUGCUGUAGUCCAAAGCGGAGUGGAGUGUAAUGAAGUGUUUUAGCAACAAGUUUUAUAAAUCGAAGAAAUCAAUGUUACCUAAGAGAAAUAUUAUUUCAGCAUAAUUUCAAAUUUUGAGCGAUGGCUUGCUGUAGUACAAAGCGGAGUCGAAUGGAAUGAAGUGUAAUAAACCACAAAAGUAUUUAAAAGUCGAAGAAGUCAAUGUCUAGCAGAAAUAUUAUUCCAGCUGAAGUUCAAACUCCAAGUGAUGGCUGGCAAGUCCAAAGUGGAGUAGUAUGAAGUAUAUUAGCAGCAAAAGUAUUUAAAUGUCCAAGAAGUCAACAUCACCUAGCACAACUAUUAUAUUAUUAAGUUCAAACUCCGAGUGAUGGCUUGAUGUAGUCGAAAGUAAGACUAGGAUGAAGUGUAUUAGAAGCAAAAGUAUUCAAAAGUCGAAGAAACUAACAUCACUGGCAGAACAUUUACUCUGCUUGAGUAUGUAGGGCAUUAUUAGUUCUAGCUUUUUAUUGAAAUCUUAUAUAUAAAAAUUAAUGUCUGUCUGUAUAUUUGUUCGUUACUUAUGCCUUUCUUUGUUGAUACUUUUGUGAAGGUUCCUUACAUAGUACCAUCAAUGUACAUUGGUCUAAAUCUCAUUCCAACACAUGCCUGUCAUUAGCUAGUAUUGAAUAUUUUGUGUUGUCACUUAAGCUUUAGUAAAUAUUUAUACUCUUUUAAUAAUGUUAAACUUAAGAAUAAUUAAUAAAUAACUAAAAUUGUCUUAAGAUUAGUACAAAAUUAUUCAAAUAUUAUCCAUAUAUAUUCGCCAAAAGCCGAAUACUGUGUCAAUGAUUUAUCAAAAGCAAUAAAUAUUACUAAUAUAUAAUAUAUGUGAUGUGCAAAAAUUAUUGUCUAUUGACAGGAAUUUUAUUUUGAUAUGAAAUAAACCAACAGAUAUGUGAUUGAGUGUUUGUAUCAAGUGUGCAUAGGUAGUGAAGGAAAUAGUGAAAUAUAUUUUUUGAUAAAUAUAAGUAGGAAUUGUUUAGAAUCUAGAUAGCCACAAACGGUCGCUUGAUUUUGAAAAUGUAUACGAUCACAAGUGAAGUUGUUUCAUUAAAAAUUAAACCUUAAUAGUUUACGUUAAGAAACAAAUUUCAAUAGCUAAUAUAAAGACUUGUGGCUGGAUAAUUUUUUAAUAUAGAACGACUGCUCGUGGCCGUUCGAUAAUGGAAAAAUAGUCACUUCCAGUAAUAAGUAUUGUACUCAGUGAAAAAUGUAGUUGCAAGUUGUAACUAACCAAUAUGUCAGUCUUUGCGAUGCAAUAUUUCAAUUGUGUAAUACACUUAUUCAUUAACUUAUUCAUUAUAAGUUACAAAAUGGUUGUAGAUACCUAAUCACUGUAAAUAAUAUUUUACUUUAUUCAAAGAUGAAUUACUGUUAGUUAACUUUUUUUAUAUAUUAAUGUAUAAAACAUAUUAUAUAACAUGUACAUAGGGCCCGGCGUAUAACUACGGAGUGUAGUCGAUCUGAGGGACAGCGUUUUAUUGUCAGCUUUAUUUACUUUCAUGAAAACUAAACAAGGAGAUGACUCACAACCGCUGUGCUUAGACCAUGGAUACACCUCAAAGUUUUACUCACAUACAACUUAACUUACAUGAUUAACUUACGAAAAGUUUAUUAAUUUAAACACUCAUAAGUACAUAUUUACAUGAAUAAAGUUGUCAAUUAAUUGCAUAUGUUACUUACAUGAUUAAAAUUUACAGGAGUAAUCGCAGCCCAAAGUAAAUAAAAUUUCAUUUGAGUGGUCAUAAAAUAAACGCUGCGGCUCAAUUCCACUCCAGUCUGAAGAUGAAAUCUAUAGAGCGCAUUUUGACUUUGCUUAGACUCAAGUUUCAGUUUAAACGAGACAGACUUAUGCCAGCGGUAUAGCGCUGUCUCGUUUUAACAGUAUCUUAAGUCUGAGCAAAGUCAUACUAUAGAUCUCAGCCUGAAUAUGUGCGUUGUGUCUUAUUCAAGUCUUGAACUUUUGCAGAUUGAAUACUGUCUCGUCAUUGUGCCUUAAAGACACGUAAUCAUAUACUAUUAAUAUGUUUUAUUAUAUAAUUAAUAUAAAACACAUUUAUAUGUAUGUUGUAGACUUUGAAACCAUUCAACCAUUGAAGAUGGUUUCAGACCACUAAAACAAUGCAUUAGGCACAUUCUUUUUUAGUCUAGUAGCACACGCCGGUUAUCUGCUAGUAUAUCAGAAUAGCAUAAUAAAUCGGUAUAUUGUACAUUUAACUUUUCAACUAUUCAGUUGUAAUUUAAUAGGCAUGCGUUUUUAAUGAAAUUACUGGGAUUUUUUUUCUUUACAUUUUACAACUUCCCAUAGCUAAUAUUUAUUUGAAUAAUCUAUUUUAAACAUAUAUUGUACAGGUCUAGUAAAAAGAAAUCCAUGAAAUAUAGAAAUUAAGCAUACAUUCGUUUUAAAUAUAUGCUACCUUUUAUACAUUGGUCUAAGGAAGAUUAUUUAAGCAUAUCAUUAAGGCAUGUAGUCAUCCGAUAAUAGAAUCAAAUGCAAUAAUUGUUAACUACGCAUCACAAAUCUCAUAUUACGAGUAUAAUUAUAUUAUUGAUGAUAUGAUAGGUAUAGAUUAUAAGUGUUAAUUUUGUGGAUAUCAAUUCUAGCUGUAGAUGUAAAACCAUAGAUGUAUAAUAAUACUAUUAACAUAGUAAGCUAGAUAUUUCUCGAGGAGAUUCAUUCUGAGGAGAGAGCUGUUUUCAGUAGUGGGCCAGCAAUGGGUUGGUCAUGAUGACUUCGUUGACAUUCGCAUAUCGUAAUUUUGGAAGCAACUUGAUUAUUAUAUUGUAGAUGACAGGUAUGUACCACGAUUAAUUUGCCGGCAGUCCUGCCCAUGCAACUGGGUUGAAAUAUCGACAGAUAAAAUCAGUAAUCGUGGUUUGUACACUUUCAAUCCAAUCUAAUCCAUCAGCCUGUAUGCGUCCAUUGCUGGAUAUAGGCAUUUCCAAGAGCACGUCACCAAACACGGUCCUCCGCCUUCCUCAUCCACCCGCUCCUCGCCAACUUUUUCAGGUCAUUGGUCAAUCUUUCAACACGAGGAUUAUUUGACACAAAUUUGGAUUUUGUUUGCUUGGUAGGGCGCUUCGUAUUGGCAAAAAGAACUUAUUUUGUAUGGCACGCCAAAUCUAGCGUACUCUGUAAAAUAGUAUUAUUAUAAUAUCUUAUAUUACGUAUAGAACAGAUUUGUUCCAGCAACUUCGGACAAUCGAUCGAGUAAGAUCAAGUACAGUCAUGAUAAGUACUUGGGAUGUUAAAUAUGGUCACUUGCCUUUAACCUCUUGAUUUUAAAGAAAAUAUAUUUUGUAUAAUCCAAUCAAAUGAAAUGUAUUUAUUUAAUUCAAAAUUAUUUUGAAUACUGAACAAAGUCAACACCAAAACUAUUAACUUCGAACAAAUUGAAAGAAUACCUAAUCAUAAUGUGAUAGUAAUAUGAAGUUUAGGUAGUAGGUAAUUUUUAUUAUCGCACUAGUGCAGUAAUGAACAUUACUUCGCCUGUGGCUCGGACUGUCAUUUUUAACAUAUUGUGCUUGCAACAUUUUAAAUAACUUUUACUUGUAUUAUACUGAUUUUAUUAUGGCAUUUGUGGCAUAAAUACUGUUUGGGCCAUUAUAAUUUUAUGACAAUCUUUAUGGCAUGAAUUUCUUGUGAUUUUGUCUACGAUUUUAACUAUUAAUAAAUGUAUUUUAUUGAA